Molecule: messenger RNA, 1074 nt
Organism: Naegleria fowleri
Lineage: Eukaryota; Heterolobosea; Eutetramitea; Acrasida; Naegleriidae
Exons: 2
Coding region: 1-1074 (357 amino acids)
Source: RefSeq, a predicted model, not a curated record
AUGUUGAUUCCUUCGCUAGAACAAACCCAUAGGAAUACUUUUUUGCACAAAGUCCAAAAUGAUCGCGCAGAUGAAAAAUUGGCCCAAUAUUUUGUGUUACAAGCAAAGAAACAUCCUUCGUUGGCUCCUGUUGUCUUUGACGUGUGGCAAGAAAGUGUUUCAUCAUGCGUGUCUUCGCCAGGCCGAUUAUAUGAACUUUAUGCAUUGGCGAAAAGUAUAGUUGAAACAGCUUUGAAAGUUGGUGUUACAGCCUUAAUUGAAAGCUUUGACACGAAUUUCCAUGCAAUUGCUCUAAAUCAUCUUGAAACCCGAACGAAAGAGAUUUCGAAUGUAGUCAUUGCUAUUGAUCGAUACAUUGCACAAGGAAUGAAGCUUGUCAAUUCAUCCUCGAUUCGACGACGUCAAUUACCACAAAUGACCAAUCAAGUAACACCAUCUUCAGUUCAAACACCUUCAACUUCUUCCACAUCAAUACCACCAUCCUCAACUAACUUUGUGAAAACAGAACCUUCAAAACUCCCCAAACCAAUUUCAGGUAUGAAUCAAACGACCAAUAAUGUCACUGCACUAAAGAGUGAAACCAAGCCAACGACAACACGACUCCUCUCCACUCCUCCAUCUUCCUCACCAAAAACAGAAACACCUACCACCAUACCGUCAAAAAUCCAUUCACCACCUCAAAAGUCAAACAACAUGAUGUCAAAGCCAGAGACAAGCCCAACUCAAACUACGACCGAUAAGGCACAACCUCCAAAACGAAAGAAAAUGUUCCUGAAGGAGCAUAAGAACGCCUUGAUUGAUUGGUUCAAUCAAAAUCCUCAAUAUGCAACAGAAUCGUUUUUUGGCGAUGACACACUUAUUCACAAAUUCAUUUCAGAGAACCAAAAGAGAUUUACUGUACCAUUAACUGCUCAGACAUUGAAGAAUAAUAAGGAGAGCCCACACUUUAAAACAUUUUUCCAAGCUAAAUAUCUCGGGGAACGAUUGGUCAAACAAGAACCAAAAAAUCCUGCUCAAAAACGAUUGCAUGAAGGUGGAAAUUUCAAUUUUGAACAGCAAAAACGAAAAAAGUAA